Messenger RNA from Clonostachys rhizophaga, 624 nucleotides. Lineage: Eukaryota; Fungi; Ascomycota; Sordariomycetes; Hypocreales; Bionectriaceae. The record is from the annotation of a GenBank genome assembly.
AUGGCCACCUUCAAGAGUUCAACUGAAACAUUUCUCGAGGUCGUCAAGGGCCGCCGCACCAUCUAUCAGCUGAACAAGGACCUCGGGUCUGUUUCAACCUCCCAGAUCCAGGAGCUCGUCAAGCAGUCCACCCUUCACACACCAUCUUCCUUCAACUCACAGUCCAACCGCCUGCUCGUGCUCUUCGGCGCCGAGCACGACAAGCUCUGGGACAUCGUUAGAGAUACUCUCAAGGCUAUUGUGCCCGCAGAGAACUGGCAGUCCACUGCCGACCGAGUCGCUGGCUUCAAGGCCGGUGCGGGUACCAUUCUGUUCUUCGAUGAUAGAACCGCCGUCAAAAAGAUGCAGGACGGCUUUCCCCUGUAUGCCGAUAAGUUCCCAGGCUUUGCCUCCCAAAGUCUGGCCAUGCAGCAAUACAUUCUCUGGGCCACACUUGAGAACGAGGGUCUGGGCGCCAACCUCCAACAUUAUAACCCUCUCAUUGACCAGAAGGUUGCCGCUGAGUGGGGUGUCCCUGAAACUUGGGAGUUGAAUGCACAGCUCGUCUUCGGUGGCCGUGGUGGAGAGGCUGGACCCAAGGAGUUCCAGGCCAUUGAGGAGCGUGUUAAGGUCUUUGGAGCUUGA